Molecule: messenger RNA, 3109 nt
Organism: Caenorhabditis auriculariae
Lineage: Eukaryota; Metazoa; Nematoda; Chromadorea; Rhabditida; Rhabditidae
Source: the annotation of a GenBank genome assembly
AUGAAAGGCUUGGUCGACCUCGGGGGGACUCGAACCUACGACCUUGCGGACGUUAGAAAUGAGUUAUGCCAGCUGAGCUAUGCCGCCCCGACUUCUUUUAAUCUCUCAAAAUUUUUUUAUUGCUUUUACGUCUCGAGAUAUAUCUAAAAUCUUUUAUACUCCUUUAAAGACCGAAAGAAAAAAAUCUAGUGAGUCAAGUAUAGUUGCCGAUGCCUCAUCAUGAGACCCAGUUUUGAAUACAGCCAAAAAAUAAGAAUAAAAAGAGCCGCUUGGGCCUCGUGGCACGAUGCGCGACCAACUUUUACGGUCACUCAAGGGCUCAUUGAACCUACCAAGAAAGGAGAGAAGAAGUUUGUGUACACUGCGCGGAGCCCUUUUUCAAGCACACUUUUCGCCUGUCAUACAAAACUGGCUUUUCGCUGAGCAACUACUAGACUUUUGUAAACCGAUUUUGUCUAAGAAAAUUGAUUUUCGUUACAAAACUGUUGGUUUUUAAGAACUGACACUCCGUAUCCCUUAUGGCUAGCAUCAAUUGGAAUUUUAAAUGCCGGUCAAUGAUAUGGAAUCGUCAUUUUCGGUACUUUCCUGAGAAAAUUAAUCAAUAAUUUUUAAUUUUUUUAAAUGUCAGGAGGAAAAUUUUCACACCGUAUCCUAUUUGGCUGAGCAUCAACUUGCUUUUUUUUUUCUGAGUAUGUUUUUUUCUCUGAAGCAGAAAGAUUUUUAUACCUUUGAGUUUUUUUUUUGUCUCUCGAUCCGUAUCCCACUUGGCUACGCAUCAGCUCUGAAAUUUGAAAAAAAUUCUAAAUGCCGAACCAGAAAAUUGCUGUAUUACAUUUAGCUUAGAAUCGGCUAAAAUACUUUUCGAGAAAUCAAGCUCAAAAGGCUUGAAACAAAGCGUCAUAAUUAUUGACACAGAACAUCUUUCCACUGAAUCAUUCCAAAUGAGACCAUUUAAUUUUAAUGAAACAUUUUUUCUCAAAUAAACAUAAUUCAUUCUUGACCCUGGUCAAGUUCCCCACAUAAGAAGUAGGCGGACCCUGAGCCAUAAGUUUGGAUUCAUGGCCCCGCCCCUUUCCGACUAUUGCUCAGCGCUCCUCAGAGCUGUUAUGAUAUUUCCUGUUUUCGUCAAUUUUGUUUUUUGAUAUUUGUCAGCUUUUUUUGAAAUUUUCAUGAAAAUAAGUCGAAAAAAAUUGUUUAAAAUUCAGAGGCUUCAAUUUAAUCGAUGAAAUUUCAAGUUUUUUGACUUUUCUUUUCAAGUUUCAUAAAAAUUUAAUUAAAGCUACCUAUUUUGACGAAUCUAUGAUUCAUUUCAAAUCAAAAGUUUACAAUAUUCAAAUUUUUUUGAUAAAAAAAUUUUUGGCUGAGUAGCUUGCAAUACGAAAACUUCUUUUUCAAAUUUUUCUGAAAGUUGAAUGCGUUUCUUUUUUUCAAAAAUCAGAAAGUUUUUUUAAUUUUUCUAAUCUCAUGAAACUUGCAGAUGAUCCCCGAAGAAGAGAAGAAGAAAGACAGAGCGGCCAGCAAAAAAUUGCGCUGCGCUUUCAAAGAAAAACGCCGAAAUAUACUCUUCAACGACGCCUUCGACACCCUCCAACAGUCGGUUUUCCUUGUCAAUCAUUAUUUCUGAGAGAAUAAUAUUUUAUUUCGAUUUUACUAAAGAGAAAUGAGGUAACGAUAUCAGAAAAAAAAUAAUUAAAAAACUAAAUUUCUUAUUCAGUAGUUGAAAAGUUCAUUUUCCUUUUUUAAAAGUUCAGUUACAAAGAAACGAAUCGAUCGAAAUGAAAAAAAGAGACAAAACAAAUUUCAGGUAACCCGACAUUGCCAACAUGUUUGAUUUUCAGCGUAAAAGUAUAAUAAUUCGAACUUUUCUGUGUUUCUUGCAUACCAUAUAGUUAUUAAUUAUUACCAGCGCCCAUUGAUUGUUGCUUUUUCCGUACGUAUCUCGACGAGACGAAUGGAAUGAUUAUAACUUCAUGCUGAAAAUCAAACGUGUUAGUAAAGUAUUUUCAAGUUCUGUAGCCUUCAUUCUGACGCUUUUUGUUUGGUUUUUUCUAACCUCAAAAAAAAAAAACGAUUGUCGAUGACUCUUUAGAGAAAAUACUUACUGAAAAAGGGAAAAAUGAGAGAAAUAUAAAAAGCUGGGUUUACGUAAAAACGACUAAGUAUUUCAAAAACUUAUAUGAAAAUGAAUGACAAAAAACGAUUUGCCAACUAAAGGUCGUCAGAUAUGACGCUAACGGUGCAUACACCCUCGACACGAAUUCGUUGAAAAUCGCUAAUUUCCAGACGUUUGCCACACGUUCCGGACUCUCCGAGGCUGCCCAAAAUUAAGACCCUACGAUUGGCCACCAGGUACAUCGAACACCUUCAAAACGUUCUCAAUGGUCGAAUUGUGAGUUUUUCUUCGCAUCAAGACAAAAUUGAGCGAAAAUUCUUAGAAAAUGAAAUUCAGAUCCAGCCGUUUGCCUCGCCUCCUCGACCUAUUGAAGUCGAAGAUUUCGCGAAUACGGUUUUUGAAAUAAUAAAAGUGCGUGUUAUUUUUCUAACUUACUUCCGUAUUUUAAUGUUAGGUUUUGAUUGAAUAAUUUUUUGAGCUUUGGAAAUGGACGCUUAGUUUCCAUAUAAGCAUUCGAGCUUUCGAGUGUUCGCUCAAGUUUUUAUUGAACUAUUAAAUUCUUUGUUUUCCAUAAUUGCUCAGCUUUCAAAAUUUUUUAAAAAAUCUUGCGAGAGCUUUUUCUAUAAUUAUUAGUUUGAUAGUUUUUGUGUAGGGCUCAGAGGAAUCAGAAUUUCCGGGUUUCUUGAACGUCUCAAUCCCCAUUUUCAGUCGCGAAACAACUACAGCGAGCGCGCGCAGCUGCUGCAGCUCGAGUCCGCGACAUCGCCCGUGACGUCAUCGAGACGCGACCGCUCCCCGCUGUCGCCGCCGUCGACGCCCAACUUCUCGCCGGACACCUCGACGUCUUCAGCCCUGGCCCCCUUCUUGGCGAUGAACCAACACGAGUUCCACCAGCAAUUCCUUAUCCCAUUGCCUUCUAUCGAAAACUCCAUGGUUUUCAAUGCCGAAUACUACGCCCCAUGGCACAUUUGUCCGGUCCAGGGAGCUCGGACUUGA